This is a messenger RNA of Neurospora tetrasperma FGSC 2508, 1088 nucleotides long. RefSeq lists its product as uncharacterized. The coding region runs from base 175 to 1035 and encodes 286 amino acids. Gene Ontology annotation, molecular function: magnesium ion binding; holo-[acyl-carrier-protein] synthase activity. Gene Ontology annotation, cellular component: cytosol. The record is from RefSeq and is a predicted model, not a curated record. The transcript has 2 exons. Lineage: Eukaryota; Fungi; Ascomycota; Sordariomycetes; Sordariales; Sordariaceae.
UCGGAACCACCAAACAAUCCCGUCUUAAUCCAGUGGAUCCUCGACACCCGGUCCUGGUUUCCCUCAGCCGCUAAGACCCGUGAUCUUGAAGUCCAUGCAUCCCGUCCCCUCUCCCUCCUCACCCCUACCGAGCGCGCCUCCGUGCUCAAAUACUUCCAUGUCCGCGACGCCAAAAUGGCGCUCGCCUCCGCUCUGCUCAAGCGGUACACCAUCGCGCGCCUGGCAGGCGUGGCCUGGUCAUCCACCACGGCCGGGUUCACGCGCGACGAGCGCACCACCAAGCCCAUCUGGCGCGACCCUGCAACCGGUGCACAGCCAGUUGCCUUCAACGUGUCGCACCAGGCCGGAAUCGUCGCGCUCGUGGCUGUGGCGGACUAUCCCGGCUCGGGGGCGCAGUCGGAGGCGGGGGCCAAGGUGGAGGUCGGUGUGGAUGUUGUGUGUACAUCCGAACGCAGGGAUCGCGAUCAGGACUUGAUUAGAAAGGAAGGCUGGGGCAGCUUUGUCGAUAUGCACGCUGAUGUUUUCGCCAUGGGGGAGACGAGUUAUUUGAAAUAUCAGGUGUUGAGCGCUGUGCCGGGGUUGGUAGAGAGAGGAGGAGGAGGAGGAGGAGGGCCGCCGACGCCGGAGCAGGUGGCGGAUGGGAAGCUGAGGGCUUUCUAUGCGCUUUGGGCGCUCAGGGAGGCGUAUGUGAAACUGACGGGUGAGGCGUUGCUGGCGGAAUGGUUGGGGGAGUUGGAGUUUAGGUAUUUUAGGCCGAGUCGGCCGACGCCAGCUUGGGAUGUGCCGGCUGUUGAGACGAAGGAGGGUGAAGAGGAAGGAGAGGACGCGCAGGUGCUGAGGAAAUUCGAGAUACGGUUUAGAGGGAAGAAGGUGGAGGAUGUGAAUAUGUGUUUGCGAUCAAUGGGACCGGAUUACAUGGUUGCUACGGCCGUGAGGACACCAGAGGACCCAACUGUUGGGCUAAGAUGGAGGCUUGGGCCGUAUGAGACAUUGGCGCUGGAUGACUUGUUGAGCUUUGUAGACUCGGCCGUGUAGCAGGACUGUCGAUUCGGCAAGCACAGACAAUUUCAAUGAAGUGCAGUAUGUCA